This is a messenger RNA of Lottia gigantea (owl limpet), 825 nucleotides long. RefSeq lists its product as hypothetical. Gene Ontology annotation, molecular function: G protein-coupled receptor activity. Gene Ontology annotation, cellular component: membrane. Gene Ontology annotation, biological process: G protein-coupled receptor signaling pathway; cell surface receptor signaling pathway. The annotation marks the transcript as partial. Lineage: Eukaryota; Metazoa; Mollusca; Gastropoda; Lottiidae. The transcript is spliced from 2 exons. The record is from RefSeq and is a predicted model, not a curated record.
AUAACGGCUAUAAUUGGUAGGUUGUCAGUAGUCGCCUUGUGUUCCGUUCUGGUUACGUAUUGGUUGUUCAAAUCAUUGAGGAAUCUUCCAGGUAUCAACACGAUGAACCUCACCUUGGCCUUGCUGAUUGGAGAAACCAUGUUUAUUGAGGGAGAGUCGUCUGCUAUACCUUGGGUCUGCUCAUUGGUCGCCAUAUCCGUACACUAUUUCUUUCUUGCGUCCUUCUUUUGGAUGAACGUUAUGUCGUACGACGUUUACAAAACAUUUGCGAACAAAUGCAUCUUGACGCGGAUUAGAGGAACGAAAAAGUUUUUACCACGAUAUGCAAUGUAUGCUUGGGGUUCACCCGCCAUCAUCGUGGCGCUCUGUGUAUUUAUCGAAUAUGGAAAUGUUAAUGAUACGAACGAGACUUAUGGCGUGAAUCACUAUUCAGGGUGUUGGAUUACUCGUCCGGUUGCUGCUCUGAUAACGUUCGGGUUGCCCAUCAUGGUUAUUUUUGUGAUCAACACUGUGUUCUUUAUACGAACUAUUAUUUGCAUCCAAGCUACAGCCAAACUGGCUCAUCAUACAACGAGGCGAACAUUUAGUCACAUGACCGGAAAGAGUGACGUUAUGUUGUAUGUGCGCAUGUCUACGGUCAUGGGCUUCACGUGGAUUUUUGGGCUGGCGUCGUCCAUUAUAAGCUCUAUUUUUACCAAGCCUGAUCAGACUGUGUGUAUGGCCCUACGGAUUUUAAGUAUUCUUUUCACAGUGUUCAAUUGUGGACAGGGAUUGUUCAUCUUUUUCGCUUUUAUCUUUAAAAGACGGGUUUUUUAUUUAUACAAA